AUGUCCUUUUUCCGCAUAACGCUGCACCGCUCGGCCAUUGGCCUGCCGAAGCGCACGCGAGGCGUGCUCGCGGCGCUGGGUCUCCGACGGCGCAGCCAGGUGGUGUUCCACCCGGUGAGCGCGGACUUUGCGGGUAUGAUUAUGAAGGUGAAGGAGCUGGUGAGGGUGCAGGAGGUGGAGAGGGCGAUGACGAAGAAGGAGGUGACGGCGGAGAGGAGGCCGGAUAGGGGGUUCGUCGUGGAGGGGAAUGUGAGGAAGGGUGCGGAGGUGGCGUGA
Messenger RNA from Parascedosporium putredinis, 276 nucleotides. NCBI's taxonomy places the organism in Eukaryota, Fungi, Ascomycota, Sordariomycetes, Microascales, Microascaceae. The record is from the annotation of a GenBank genome assembly.